Molecule: messenger RNA, 939 nt
Organism: Didymella exigua CBS 183.55
Lineage: Eukaryota; Fungi; Ascomycota; Dothideomycetes; Pleosporales; Didymellaceae
Exons: 1
Source: RefSeq, a predicted model, not a curated record
AGAUCCCUGUCCGUCGAGGGAAUGCACAGAAGUCACAUCCAAGCGCUACAGCAGCGCCUCAAUGCUCUAGAACAUGACCUUGCAAUCGAAGCGGCUGGAACCCAGCUCAAUCUGGAAGCUUUUGCAAGGUCUGAAUGCCGGUCAUUGACUGAUCUGUUCAUGUUCAAGCUGCCUCGUGAGCUGCGUGACAUGGUUUAUUGGCAUCUCGGCACCAAGGAGCAACGGAUCGACAGCGACUAUUUUCGUUCAACGAUGGACCCAGUGACGAAAUGCUACUGCUACGAUCAACAACGCUGGAGGAAAGCACACUUUCCUGAACACUUCUGGAGUGCAGAUUAUGUUGACGCUCAGUUCGUGAGGGAACUGAGUGAGAAUUACUAUCGCACGUCAACCUUUAUCUUCGGAGACGGACAAGGACUGAUCGGCAAAUUUCUGAACACUGACCAACUGGGGCUCGGGCUUCUACCAAAAGAGCUAGUAUCAAGCUUAGAAGUACGUCUGAGUGCGAUCACGCAUGAUCGUGGAUCUUUCCGGGCAUAUAUCUUCGGCGUACCCAAGCCUCCGGAAAGAUUGCAAGCAGCUCUGGACGGGCUCAUGGAACUGAAGUCUGGAUCGAAUGUGUGCAUUCAGUUUGCGACUGAAGCCAAGUGUGCGGAGCAAAGGAGAGAACUAUUCGUUGGCGCAUUGCCAGUAUUGUUUUCGGAGAUACAAGUGACGGCGCUGGCUGGCUAUAGGUCGAAAUUCAUACUUGAUCGGAAGUAUGAGUUUCGAUUGGAAGGCAACAUUCUGAAGAGCCUAGAAGGUGGGCUUUGGGAUGUGAGUAAUGAGGUCUUUCAAGUUAGAUCAGCACUUACUGUUUUAGAUACCAACAUACUACAACACCGAUCAAUCGUCGUUCCGCGCGGCUUCAAAUGCCAGUCCCUUCAGUCCCUACACUGA